Molecule: messenger RNA, 459 nt
Organism: Trypanosoma cruzi
Lineage: Eukaryota; Euglenozoa; Kinetoplastea; Trypanosomatida; Trypanosomatidae
Exons: 1
Coding region: 1-459 (152 amino acids)
Molecular function (GO): RNA binding
Source: RefSeq, a predicted model, not a curated record
AUGUCUUCAUCGGCGAUAUUGUUUGUGGGGAAUCUGCCCGCAGUCACGAAUGCCCAAUACCUUGAGCGUCUUUUUUAUGCCUACGGCGAAGUGAAAAAUGUGAAGAUGCACCAGGAAGGCAUCCAUCCAUACGCAGAAGUGACGUAUGGUGCUGUGGAUGACGGGGACUCUGCGAUAGCAGCGCUCCAUGGUAACUACUGCGCGUCAAAAGACCUUCCUCUAGUAGUUUUAUACCACCGCAGUAGUCCAAUGGUCUCGGAAUACGGUCUUAAGGUGGGAAAAGAGUACGCUGCUGCCUUUGCAGAGAAUCGUGACCCUUUGCCCAUACCGUUAGAGGCCUUCGAUGAGAAGUUUGAGCGAACCGACGUACCACCUCCACCUUCAGAGAGAGAAAUCUUUGAAGGAUCCAACUGGAGUAGCUACAAUAACGCAUCACAUGAUGUCGGCGGAAAUUUUUAA